Messenger RNA from Sparassis crispa, 2445 nucleotides. Its product is annotated as tRNA ligase 1. The record is from RefSeq and is a predicted model, not a curated record. The transcript has 5 exons. Gene Ontology annotation, molecular function: RNA ligase (ATP) activity; ATP binding; phosphoric diester hydrolase activity. NCBI's taxonomy places the organism in Eukaryota, Fungi, Basidiomycota, Agaricomycetes, Polyporales, Sparassidaceae. The coding region runs from base 1 to 2445 and encodes 814 amino acids. Gene Ontology annotation, cellular component: nuclear inner membrane. Gene Ontology annotation, biological process: tRNA splicing, via endonucleolytic cleavage and ligation.
AUGGCCCGACCUGAACAACUCGCCGACUCGUCGAACGGACUUACCCUGUCAGAUGUUCCAGAGGCGGAUCUGGUUCCAGAGGAGGAUUCUCACCUCAUAGCAGACUUGUAUAGGCUGUCGAAGAAGAGUCCCAAGCUUGUCAGGUCUUCGGAGUACAAGGCGCCUGCCGACUCGAGCAUUGGUAUCCGGAGCUGGAAGAUGAACGAGUUCAAGUAUUAUGACGUGCCGUCGCCGUUUCCAACUCUUGCGAGAGGUGUCUUUACACAGGAGUUAAAGCACCCGUCAGGCGAUGUCAAAUACCGCAUCGUCGCGCGAGGGUACGACAAGUUUUUCAACAUCGGGGAAGUGCCUUGGACGACAUGGUCGUCUCUAGAGGCACAAACGACGGCUCCGUACGUCCUUACUCUCAAGUCAAACGGCUGCAUCAUAUUUAUCGCCGCGCUCACGCCCUCGAAACUGCUGGUGACGUCGAAACACUCGCUCGGUCCUUCGGCUUCUGCAUCAGGCGAGAGCCACGCGCAGGUAGGAGAGCGGUGGCUCCGCAAGCACCUCGCAGAAGCAGGCAAAACCGAGGAGCAGCUCGCGUCUACGCUCUGGGGAAAUAACUGGACCGCGGUGGCAGAGCUUUGCGACGACUCGUUCGAGGAGCAUGUGCUUCCGUACUCGAAGGACAAGACAGGUCUCCACCUGCACGGCCUAAACGAGUGCACAAAGCAAUUCAAAACGAUGCUGCAGGACACGGUAGACACGUUCGCGAAAGAGUGGGGUUUCAUCCAGACCCCGUCGACCGUGCUCAAGUCGAUACCCGAGGUGAAGGAGUUCACCGAGGCAGUUGGGAAGUCGGGAAGCUGGAGGGGCGAGGCGCUGGAGGGUUUUGUCGUGCGGACGCACGUAGUUGCACCAAAGGACAGAGCCUCUGCGAAGCCAUCGCCGUACGCCCCGGGCUCCUCGUUCUUUUUCAAGGUCAAGUUUGACGAGCCGUACAUGAUGUACCGUGAUUGGCGGGAGGUGACAAAGAUCCUGCUCUCGAAAGGCCCUAGCCAAGGGAAUCUGCCCAAGAGCAAGCUUCGUCGCCCGGAAACAGUGGUGUAUGUGAAAUGGGUGAUCGAUGAGAUCAAACGUGACAGGUCGCAGUUUUCCCAAUACCUGAAGGGCAAGGGAAUCAUCGCCACCAGGGAUAGAUUCUUGAAGUGGAUGGAAGGUAAGGAGGGUAAGGAAGCUGUGUCAGUGGUGAGUGAGGAAAAGGUGACGAUCGUGCAGGAGGGGGAGAAGUUUGGCAAGACAGUGAUAGUGCCAGUGGCAAUUCCGGGCGUCGGUAAAACGUCUGUUGCAGUCGCGCUGGCACAUCUGUUCGGUUUUGCACAUACACAGAGCGAUGAUGUACACGUGAAGAAAGCAGCGCCGGUCUUUGUCAAGAAUGUCGUCAAACUCCUCCAGACUCAUGAUGUGGUCAUCGCUGACAGAAACAAUCAUCUGAAACAGCACCGUCAGGCGCUGCGCGACGCCGUCCGCGACUUCAAUCCGCCCGUCCGGCUGAUGGCGCUCAAUUGGUCAUUCGACCAGCCACCAUCGACGAUCCACCGAAUUUGCGGGGACCGCGUGCUGGCGCGGGGUGCCAAUCACCAGACGCUCCGGGGUGAUGCGCUCACGAAGUCGCACGAGGACGUCAUCUGGCAGUUCCUGCGCCAGGCGGAGGAGCUGCAGGACAGCGAGGUCGAUGUUUCGGUCGAGAUGGACCUUGAGGAAACGCUGGAAGAGGCGAUCAAGCGGGCCGUCGACGCCUGCGUGCGCAUCCUCGGUGUGCCUAUGCCGGACCAAGAGAAGCUAGGCGAGGCGCUUGCGGUCGCACGCGGGUACGCGCCGAAGACGAAACGACCGGAAAGCGAGCAGGAGAAGAAAAAAAAGACGCCGCGGUACUACGGCAUUCUAGCGGAGGUGGAUCUGGAGGACGUGUUACGGAAGAAGUUGGCCGAACAAGGCAUACCCACGAAGGCACAGGAGUUUUGGGACCGUCUAGUCACCGACAAGCGUGUCGCACAGCGUCCACACGUCACGAUUGUGCACUCAAAUUCGCUGCCUGUUGAGACCCCAUUGUGGGAGCGGUGCGGUGAACUUGACGUGAUGGCCUCGCCGCCGCUCUUCAGCUUCCGGCUCGGACAUCUGGUGUGGAAUGACCGUGUUAUGGCUGCUACAGUCGUAGACAUGGCCGUGUGUCAGGACGAACAGGGUACGGACCAGAAGGGCCUGGAUUUCGUGCAACAUCUCCCUGCGGACCUCAAGAAGGUAUUGCACAUAACCGUGGGAACAGGGACUUCGUCGAUCCUUCCUGUAGAAGCGAGAGGCUUGGUGGAGAUGUGGAGGCAAGGGGAGCAUUCGGCGGAAAUUGGUGCCGUUGAAUUGAAGGAUGUAUGGGUGAACGGUCGAGUCAAGGGACUCAUGAGCUGA